GAGGAGGGUUAAGAAAAGAGGGAAAAGAUGGAGGGAAAGAGGAGGAGGUUACAAAUGGAGUCACAAGCAGAGAGUGUGAUUCUUCUCACGAAAAUCAAAGAAUUCACUCGAGUUUUGCUCACAGAUCUCACCAAUGGACGCUCACCACUCAUUCUCAUCGAUCGCUUCAGAAGCUACUGUGCCGUUCCCAACGCCAACUGGUUCCGUUCUAACUCCAACCAAUCACCUUUUCACCUUUUCGUUUCUGACAUUUUUUUGCAAUGCAGCUUUUGUGCCUCCGAUUUGCCGUACGGAAAGGAAGCUCUCACACUCAGCACGAAAUCCCGCGCGCACAGACUAGUUGUCAUGUUGAGGGUGAUGCUGAUUGUUCAGAAACUUUUGCAAGAGAACAAGCAUAGCUCCAAGAGAGACAUUUAUUACACGUAUCCUUCUUUAUUUUUGGAUCAGUCAAUGGUGGACCAAGCAAUUAAUGAUAUAUGUAUUUUUAUGCAGUGCAGUCGCCAUAACCUUAAUGUGGUUUCCGCAGGGAAUGGGUUAACUAUGGGCUGGAUAAGGUUCUCUGAAGGAGAGAGGAAAUUUGACUGCAUUAGUUCUCCCAACAGUGUCCAUCCCGUUCCCGUUCAUGUUGAGGAAGUUAAAGAUAUCAUUAGUGUUGCACAAUACAUAUUAGUUGUGGAGAAAGAAUCAGUUUUCCAAAGACUGGCAAACGACCAAUUCUGCAAUGCAAAUCACUGUAUUGUCAUCACUGUAAGCAAUCUUCUGAAGACAUUAGUUUCUUUUGGAACAAUAUUUCUUUGUUUGAAUUUUAUCUUUAUACAGGGAAGAGGCUACCCAGAUAUUCCUACAAGGAGGUUUUUGCGGCUUCUGGUAGAGAAAUUGCGACUGCCUGUUUAUUGCUUGGUAGAUUGUGAUCCCUAUGGCUUUGACAUUCUAACCACUUACAGAUUUGGUUCGAUGCAAAUGGCUUACGACACGAAACAUCUUCGUGUCCCAGAGAUACGCUGGCUUGGAGCUUUUCCUUCAGAUUCCGAGAGAUAUUUUGUUCCAAAGCAGUGUAUCCUUCCUUUGACUGCUGAGGACAAAAGAAAAGUUGAAGCCAUGUUACUUAGAUGCUACCUUCAAAGGGAGGUACCACAAUGGAGGUUGGAGCUAAAGCUGAUGCUCCAAAAGGGAGUAAAGUUUGAGAUAGAAGCCUUAUCUGCGCACGCACUUUCAUACUUGUCAGAUUCUUACAUCCCAUCUAAAAUUGAACGUAAAUUGAUUAUGUAGCAUAUUGGUCUUUCAUCUGUCAAGUUCUACACU
Messenger RNA from Vigna radiata var. radiata (mung bean), 1302 nucleotides. Its product is annotated as meiotic recombination protein SPO11-1. The coding region runs from base 28 to 1269 and encodes 413 amino acids. The record is from RefSeq and is a predicted model, not a curated record. Gene Ontology annotation, biological process: reciprocal meiotic recombination; meiotic DNA double-strand break processing; meiotic DNA double-strand break formation. Gene Ontology annotation, cellular component: nuclear chromosome. NCBI's taxonomy places the organism in Eukaryota, Viridiplantae, Streptophyta, Magnoliopsida, Fabales, Fabaceae. The transcript is spliced from 13 exons. Gene Ontology annotation, molecular function: ATP binding; DNA binding; DNA topoisomerase type II (double strand cut, ATP-hydrolyzing) activity.